CAGUGUUGUGUGACUUCCAGAUAGCCAAAGGCCAGAGUUUUAAAGCAAAUCCAUUCUAUUUUUGCUUAAGAAAACAGUGAUCAACAAGAAUUUCAGAAAUGUCUAGCCCUGCAAAAGUUUUGGAUCCUGCCUUCCAGGGAGUCGGUCAGAAAAUGUAUCCUCUAGGGACUGAAAUAUGGCGAAUUGAGAAUUUUCAACCUGUUCCAGUACCUAAGUCAGACUAUGGAAAGUUCUACUCGGGAGAUAGUUACAUUGUCUUGCAGACGUCACCUGGCAAGGGAGGUGCUUAUCUCUAUGACAUACACUUCUGGAUUGGAAAAGAUACAAGUCAGGAUGAGGCUGGCACAGCAGCUAUGAAAACCGUGGAACUUGACACAGCCCUUGGAGGGCGUGCUGUCCAGCACAGAGAACUUCAAGGCCACGAAUCUGAUAAGUUCUUGUCGUACUUUAAACCUUGCAUUAUGCCAUUGGAGGGUGGUGUUGCAUCUGGAUUUAAAAAACCUGAGGAAGAAGAGUUUGAAACGCGGUUGUAUAUCUGUAAAGGAAAGCGGAUUGUUAGGUUGAAGCAGGUUCCUUUUGCCCGGUCUUCACUGAAUCAUGAUGAUGUCUUUAUACUAGACACUGAGAAAAAGAUUUAUCAGUUUAAUGGUGCAAACUCUAAUAUUCAGGAAAGGGCAAAGGCUUUGGAAGUAAUUCAGUUUCUAAAAGAAAAGUAUCAUGAAGGAAAGUGUGAUGUUGCUAUUGUUGAUGAUGGGAAGCUAGAUACUGAGUCAGACUCGGGUGAGUUCUGGGUCCUCUUUGGUGGUUUUGCUCCAAUUGCGAAGAAGGUUGCCAAUGAAGAUGAUAUUGUUCCUGAGAGAACUCCUGCUACACUUUAUUGCAUAUCUGAUGGGGGGCUGCAGGCAGCUGAGGGUGAAUUAUCCAAAGGCAUGUUGGAAAACAAUAAAUGCUAUCUAUUAGAUUGUGGUGCUGAGGUAUUUGUUUGGGUUGGCCGGGGAACACAAGUGGACGAGAGAAAAGCUGCCAGUCAAGCAGCUGAGGAAUUUGUUACUAGCCAGAAUAGACCAAAGUCAACCCAUAUAACACGUGUCAUCCAAGGUUAUGAGACAUAUGCGUUCAAGUCAAACUUUGAUUCAUGGCCAGCAGGGUCUCUAACUCCAGGUGCUGAGGAGGGAAGAGGAAAAGUAGCAGCUUUGCUGAAGCAACAAGGUGUUGGUAUCAAGGGCAUGACCAAAAGUACUCCUGUAAAUGAGGAAGUCCCACCUUUGCUUGAAGGAGGGGGCAAAAUUGAGGUAUGGCGCAUUGAUGAUGGCGCCAAGAUUCCUUUGCCUAAAGAGGAUAUUGGUGAAUUUUAUAGUGGAGAUUGCUACAUUGUGCUCUAUACCUACCACUCAGGUGAUAGGAAAGAAGAUCACUUUUUGUGCUACUGGGUUGGGAAAGAUAGCAUUGAGGAGGACCAGAAGAUGGCUGCUCAGUUGGCUAACACAUUGUUCAACUCCCUAAAGGGGAGGCCUGUUCUGGGUCGCAUAUUUGAUGGUAAAGAACCACCACAAUUCAUUGCACUCUUUCAACCUAUGGUGGUCUUUAAGGGUGGUUUGAGCUCUGGUUACAAGACAUCCAUAGCAGAUAAAGGUUUGGCCGAUGAAACUUAUGCAACAGAUUGUGUUGCCCUCUUUCGGGUUUCAGGAACAUCAGUUCAUAAUAAUAAGAUAUUGCAAGUUGAUGCGGUAGCAACAUCAUUGAACUCUUUAGAGUGUUUGCUUCUGCAAUCUGGCUCUUCAAUGUUCCUUUGGCAUGGAAGUCAAAGCAGUCAUGAGCAGCAGCAAGUGGCUGCAAAAGUUGCUGAAUUUUUGAAGCCAGGAGUUACUCUGAAACAUGCUAAGGAAGGAACAGAGACCUCCCCCUUUUGGUUUGCCCUUGGAGGGAAACAGAAUUAUACAAGCAACAAGGUCUCCAAUGAGGUUGUUAGGGAUCCCCAUUUGUUCACAUUCUCAUUCAAUAAAGCUUUCAUUCAAGUUUUAAAAAACUAUAUUAGUAUUCUAACUGUUUUUCUUAUGAUUAUAUACAUGUGUUUCCACAUUGAUGUCCCAGGAAAGUUUGAGAUUGAGGAAGUUUAUAACUUUACUCAAGAUGAUCUCUUGACUGAGGAUAUUUUGAUACUUGACACACAUGCCGAAGUGUUUGUUUGGAUUGGUCAGUCAGUAGACGCCAAAGAGAAGCAAAAUGCUUUUGAGAUUGGCCAGAAAUAUGUACACUUGGCCACUUCUCUUGAGGGAUUGUCUCCAAAAGUUCCAUUAUAUAAAGUCACAGAAGGAAAUGAGCCUUGCUUCUUCACAACAUUCUUUUCAUGGGAUCCUGCAAAGGCGACGGUAUCUGGAAACUCAUUUCAGAAGAAGGUAGCAUUACUCUUUGGUGCAAGCCAUGCUGUAGAGGUAAGUGCUUGUUUCAAAUUAUGCAUGGAAUUUGCUUUCCAAGCAAAUUGGUUACAAAAUCUUCUAUGAAAUGUGUUUUUGACCUUUCGCUAUUUGAAGUUCUUUACUAACAUGUAGAGAAAGUAGGAUUGUAAAGAUCAACUGGAAUUUAACCCUUAUAGUUUUCUUCAUAUGAAAAGUAACCUAUGAAGAUAGGUAUAUUCCAGAGUUCGAAUCGUGAAUAAGAAUAUGUUCCAGUGUAUCCUUGUUGAAAUUGUUAGAUGUGGUUUCUUUUCCCAACUUGUAGAUACAGGUUCUCUUCAGGCUUCCUGUGGUCAACUUCUCAGUUUUAAUAACUGGAAAACAUAGAAUUACGGAUUUCUUCUGGAGAUAAGGAACCCCAUAUCUUGACACUGUUCCGAGAACAGUAUUUUGAUUAAUGAUUUUAUGGAAUUACCUUCGUCAUUAGUAUCUAAAUUAGUUUCUCAACUGAUGUAUUCUAUAUACUGAUACAGGAGAAGUCCAAUGGGAACCAAGGGGGUCACACUCAAAGGGCUUCAGCAUUAGCUGCCUUAUCUUCGGCAUUUAAUCCAUCCUCCACAAAAUCAACCUCUACAGCUCAGGAUAGAUCCAAUGGAAAUCAGGGACCAACCCAAAGAGCUUCAGCUUUAGCUGCUUUAUCUUCGGCAUUUGGUUCUUCAUCAGCAACAAAACCAAUUUCCCCUCCUCUGAGGCCAGCAUAUCUGUCAGAAGAGGAGUUUGAGACAGUGUUUGGAAUGACAAAAGAAGCAUUCUAUAACCUGCCAAGAUGGAAGCAAGACUUAACAAAGAAGAAAUUUGAUCUGUUCUAGAGACCAAGCUCGGUCAUUUGCCUGCUUCCUCCACGUUCUGACUACCAAUACCUCAUUUCAUUCUCUGUGCCUGAAACUCAUGGUCUCAUUGGUACACUCCAUACAUAUAUUGCCAUGGUCUACUUGCCAUUUCUUAUGAACUUAGCUAUAGCUUUGGUGUUGAUAUCGGAAUUUGAUUGUGAUGCAUCGUGACAUGAAGAGUGAUUCUCCAUUUCUUUUGCCUGGUAAUGAUCACAUUAGUUUGUAGUUGCAAAAUACAGACAGGAAGACAAAAUUCUUUUAUUUGGUUGGUAAUUGUUAUGUAUCCUCUCAUCUUGUGGUUAUUUCAUGUUUUGAUUUUGUUAAAAGAAGGUGGUGUAUAUUGUCUUUGCUUUUGUAUUGAAUAUUUUGAACUCCCAUAUAUGGAAAAUAUGUUGUUUGCCCAUAUGGAUAAAAAUAUUUAAAUUAU
Molecule: messenger RNA, 3710 nt
Organism: Rubroshorea leprosula
Lineage: Eukaryota; Viridiplantae; Streptophyta; Magnoliopsida; Malvales; Dipterocarpaceae
Source: the annotation of a GenBank genome assembly